Helobdella robusta is the source of this 5869-nucleotide messenger RNA. RefSeq lists its product as hypothetical. The transcript has 10 exons. Gene Ontology annotation, biological process: regulation of transcription by RNA polymerase II. The record is from RefSeq and is a predicted model, not a curated record. Bases 185 to 5869 code for a protein of 1894 amino acids. Gene Ontology annotation, cellular component: nucleus. Gene Ontology annotation, molecular function: DNA binding; DNA-binding transcription factor activity, RNA polymerase II-specific. NCBI's taxonomy places the organism in Eukaryota, Metazoa, Annelida, Clitellata, Rhynchobdellida, Glossiphoniidae.
UUUCUAAACAAAAUGGCGUAUUAAUCUAAAUUUCGGAAAAACUUUAUUGCAUCGUUUCUCUAAAUCAAAAAAGACAUUUUUAUUAAAUAAUCGUUUCAAUUCACUGUGCAAUGACGUCCUUGAUUACUAAUUUGUUUAUUUAAAAUGGUUUAAUCAGCAGUUAAAUGCCUUCCAUUUUUAGGGGAUGGAUCAAGACAAAUUCCUCAAAGAAUUAGAAGACAUCAAAAAUGUUUAUCAAGAGCAUCAGUUAAGUUCUGGAGACAACCACGACGUUGAAAAUGACAACGCAAUAUGCAACAAGCUCUAUGACGCUUUAAUAGAGUGUUUAGCUACAGAAUCUAAAAGAGUUAAAGCUAAACUGGAGAUAUUAACUUCAUCACUAACUUUUUAUGUGGAACUCCGGUUUAGACAAGAUGCUAUUGCUCCAGAAGCCGAUGCUUUUGGACACUUUCUCUUCAUGGAAUGUUCAAGAUUAGUGUUAGGUAUUGAGUUCCACCACCUAGAUAACUUAGACCCAUACAAAGUAUCAUUCAAGCAUGCCAUAGUUAAUGUCUACACCCGUCUGCAAGAGUUCGCAAUUGGUCAAGUGUUUCUCAUACUCGAGUGGUUGAUGGUCAACCAAUGGAGUCACGCCACACUUGUUGCUAUGAUGAAGGGAGAGGACAUUGAUAAGGAGAUAGCCCUAAACUACAUAAGAAGUGGGGAAUACCCAGAGUUAUUUCGUCUUCGAGUUGAAAUGUUGAUGGAGUCAGGAUGUGACAACUUUGCAUCCAACCUCGUUUCAUGGUGUGUUCUUAGUCCACUGUUUGAAAAUGAUGUUUCACUGAGGUCAACCAAUUUCCUUCUGCUGUACAAACUAAAUAAGAUGACUCAGCUUCAAAACCAGUGCUACCAGCUGACCUGCUGCAUGGCCAAGGAAAUACUCAAGCAUCUGGCACCCAGGGUCAACGAGGACACGGCUCUACUCUUAUGUCUGUCACACAACUUCUUGCUAAUUGACUGGCUCAAACCAACCAUCUAUUGCUGCACUCAGUUGUUGUUGGAAAUGUGGUUGUCUCUGCAAAGACAGAAGGAGGCAGACCUGGAGAAAUUUUUGGACAGUGUUAGCAAGUUGAUCAGUCUCUAUCAAAAUGUACAACAACUGAACAUCGCUCUUGAAGUUAUCGUUCAUUUGUUUGACACUCAGUUCAUCCAGUUCUGUUCUGAGCUAGCCAUCAAGUCUAUACAGAAACAUCAACAAUUGCAACAACAACAGCUUGACAAUGAUGGCCUGACGUCAUCAAACUCAACAUCAUCGUCAUCGAUGCAGUCAAACAGUCAGGCUGCAGUGUUGCAGGAAAUAGUGGCAGGCAUGGCACACACAUGCAAGACCAUCACAAAACUGUACAGAGACCACCCACAAGUUUAUCUGUCGUCUUUGAUGAGCAUCUUAUACCUGCAACCCACUGAAGAAAACUACCUAAACCUGGAUACAGCAUUCAGAACAACUCCAUUCAUUCCCACAACAACGCCAUUUGAUUUCUCCACCAUCUUCCCUGCCAUCCUCGACGUCAAUCCGAACACAUUUGCACUGCUGGUUGAGUGCAUUAACUCGCUUCGACCUGCUGCCCUAAAUUUUAAUUUAGGGUGGGGAGUUCUGUCCAAAAUGUUUGUGUCAUUUGUUGAACAGUCAGAAUUCCCUGAUGAUCUAAAUGCUAACAACAGUAAUGAUAUCGAUAUCAAUGCUAACAAUGUCAACAGAAAUGUUAGCAACGACGCCAGCAAUUGCAGCCAAAUUAACAUUAAUCAUGACAUUAGUGGUGGCAGUACAUUGGUGAAUGACAUGGAUGUCAUAACAUCAGCAUUACACGGGGCUGACGUUAAUAUAAAUGCAAUUAUGAGAGGCUCCGAUCGAGUUGGGAAUGAAUUCGAGGAUGGAACGGAGGAUGUACUUGGCUCUACUGGCAUUGGAAUCAGCAGAUACACAUACUGUGGUGAUGAGUUUGCACUCUCCUCCUCAUUGAGCAAGGCAGAUGACGUUGAUGGCAACACUUACAUGCUUUCCCUGCAUCCAUAUCAAAAUGCUGACAUCAAUUCAACGUCAUCAUCCUCAUCCGGUCAACUUCUUUCCAACAGCAAUAACGAGGACAUUAAUAACAUCAUUCCAAAUCACAAUAACCAUAGCAUUAUACUCGGCAGCAUAAACUCCGGCAACAUCAUUCUCAACAGCAGCAGCAACAACAACAACAACAACCAUGAUCUCAUCUGUGAUACAGUGAAUGACAAGGAGCAGAGUGAUAAUAAUGACCUCUUCCUCCAACAACAACAUCAUCAUCCUCAACAACAUGAUGAAUAUCAUUACCAUCUUCAACAGCAGCAACAACAACAGCAUCUACUGCUUGAUGGUAGCUUAUUUCCACAGGAUGCAGUUAUUACCAUGGCAAUCGGUGGGAAAAAUGUCUUGAACAACAUCACACUGGAUGAUAUACAACAGGUGUUGAAUGGUCCAAUCAUGAGUGGAAGCAAUGCAGGUAAGGAGGUCCCAAUGGAUGAAAACGCCCUUCAAGAGAUCACUGCAUUCCUGCAAUCAGAAAUGGGCCGAAGUGGCAGCAGCAACAGUAGCAGCAACGUGUUCAGCUACAGCCUGCAGCAGUCAACUCAGCAGCAACUAAUGAUGAUGGAUGGAGAUUAUAUGAGGGUUACAUCUCCACUCUUUGGCGAUGACGAUAAUGAAGACGAAGCAGGAGACGACGAUGACGAUCAGCAACAGUGUUGUGACAAUGACGAUGACAAUGGCGCUAGUGGGGAUCUGUCAAUUGAGAGGAGUUACCCACCGCCAUCUUACUACGCUUCAUUGCAGAAUAAAUUCAACAGCACCUUGGGAGUUAACAUUCUAGACAGUAGCGUAGAUAACUGCGGUGAUAAUGAUGCUGGAGAUGACGAUGACGACGUCGUUGAUGAUGAUGAUGAUAAUGACGUCAAUCGUUUGGUUGUUUCGGGCACUAUUCUAUCUUCUCUGCACCAUACAUCAUUUUCACCAUCACCAACCUUAUCAUUCAUAGACCAAUCUUCAAAACAAUCAUUAUCAUCAUCAUUGCCAUCAUUGUCACAGUAUGGACCAGCUUAUAUGUUUGUUUCAUCAUCAUCCUUGCUGCAAACAGUGUCGACAUCAUUAUCUACGUCAUCGCCGUCAACAACGUCGUCAUCGUCUUCUUCAUCAUUAUCAACAUCCGGGGCCAAUAUAUUAGUAACAGAUUCCAACCUUCCUUAUUUGAAGCAGUUACUACCUCACCUUCAAACUGUCAUGCAAUCAGUUCAGACCAUGGCUCUCUGUAGCAGUCACAGUGCAAGCAGCCAUAAUAACCAUUACGUUAACAGCAAUUCAACUGCUGCCAGCAAUGCAUCGCCAGCGACUUCUGCGGCGACAUUACAACAGCCACAACAACCGCAAAUUAUGCAGCAACAUUUUCAACUACUACGACAAAAGCAGCCAUCCGUUUGUGACAAAUCACCUUCAUAUUCCUCGUGUUCAUCGUUAUCCUCGUCAUCGACCAUUUAUCCAUCACCAAUGAUGAUCGGUGAAGAAAUUAUUUCACCACCUCCACAGCAGCAAUCUGACGAGGAUAAUGAUACCAUCACCAACAACGCUAACAUUUCCUCUGCACGACCACAACAACCACAUUGUCACAUUGCCAUUACUGAGCCAUUAAAUGAUCUCAAAUCAACAACGACAUCAACAAUCUUUACACACGUUUCGAUGCCACUUACAACAGUUUCAGCAAUGACAACUACAAAGCCAGAAACUUCUCUUACAUCAAACCAGUCAUCAACAGCUCCAUUAAAUUUACCAUUCCAGCCAUCCAAGCAGCUGAAAUGUGAUGAAUGUGGAAAGGAGUUUAUUUCAAAGGCAGGUAGAACCACCCACAUGCUUCGAGUCCACAAAAAGAACAACAAUACUAGUGCUAUUACUACUGCUACUACAACUGCUGUUGCUACUAAUACCAGUGCCCUUGCAGUUGGCAGUGCCAGUUCUGAUCCUUUGAUGACAGCUUAUUCUAAUGGCAGCAACAGUGAUAGUAAUGUCACAGAUGUCAAUUCAAGUACAUCUGUGAAUGCAUUUAUAUCAUUACCUUCUCCAUCAUUAUCCACACAGCAGGCUCACAUUUCAGCUGUUAGCUUAACACCUUAUGAUGAGAACUGCAAUACAGUUAAUGCUAGCAAUAAUAAUAAUAAUAACUCAAACAAUAGUGCUACUAUUCAUCGGGACAUCCUUGAUCAAAACUCUGAAAUAAGCAAUGAAAAUAAUGCAGAUGACAGCAAAGUUUUUGGUGUUAGUUGCAUUAGCAACAGCAGCAACAAAGACCAUGGAAUGGAUGAUUUAAAAAGUUGUUUUGUUAAGAUAACCAGACUGGGUAGGGAAUCUCCAACUUUUGAUAAGGCAGGUGAUUCUGCGGACAACUCCAUGGAAGAUCAACAGCACCAGCACUAUCAACUGCAACUACAACGACAACACUUCAUGCAACAUUUGCAACAUCGACUGCAACCUCAGCAACAACUGCAACAAAAUCAACACCCGACCAGUAUUUUGGAUCACGACGACAAUUCAACUGACCAAUUUCAUAAACAACAAAUAACAAGUGUGCAACAAUUGCAUCAACUACAGCACAAUCAUCAACUCCAACAAGAGCAGCAACAACAACAAUCACAGUAUUUGAGCUGCAUGUGUGAGUCUUGUGGUGAAAUAUUAGAAUACAAUGACCAACUGGCUUCUCAUAAAUGUUAUCUAAAUUUACCACAAUCGUCAUUGGUCUCCUUGUCAUCACCCUUUGUUUCUUCAUCAUUGUCAUCUUCAUCCAACACCCAAUCACCUUUGAGUUACGAGAGUUUUCUCGAUGGCAACAAACUAAACAACAUCACUCCAAACAACUACGCCAUCACUAAUAAUAUUAAUAACAAUAAUGAUAAUGUGAACAACAACAAUGAUGACAACAAGAGUAGUAAUAUUCUAGAGGCUGAUAAAAUAUACAGACUUGAUACAAGUAGGUUAGGCGGCAGCAGCAGCAUCACACCUCAGCAAAAACUCCUGCUACUUGUUACCUCUCAACAAUCAGUCAAUGUGGCCAACAACAAUCUAAUAAAUUCCAACAAUGGCAACUUCCUCAUUAACAACAACACAAACAUAGACUCUGAUCUGACUGCACAAUCAAAAAUCCAAGCAUUAUUGAGAACAAUGAAAUUACCAACGACAUCAAAAACUCAAAUUUUAUUCAAUCCUUCAUCAUUUUCAGCACCCCUCCCAUCAGCACCGUUGUCAUUACCAUCAACACCGACUACAUUGAUGACACAACAGAUGCUCAUAAAUGCUGUUUCAACAGCUUCAACAAUGCUACCAUUGAAAAACAAUGUACUUGCUGCUCUGCCAAUCCAACUACAACGACUUCUUCAACAUAGAGUUCAACAACUGCAACUUCAACAACUGUGCAGGUUGCAACAACAACAACAAAAACAACAGUUAACAUUAACGUUGCAGCAACAAAAUGGACACCCACAGCAAUUUCAACAGAACAUUGGAGCAACAAAGUUAAAUCCAGCCAACAACAACACUCAAGCUCCUGUCCUUGAAAUGCUGAAACUUGCUGAGCAUUUUUUAAAGAAUAACAAUUUAAAACUUGUGCCACAGCAGCAGCAACAAUUUCAACUGCAACAACAACAGCAACAACAACAAUUUCAACUGCAACAACAGCAACAAUUCUAUAACAAAAGUUUGUUGAAUAUGAAUGUUGCAAAAGGUAACCAACCAUUGACGGUAACUAGUCAGCCAAAUAUUUCCAACUUAAACAUUCCUUUAAAUAACUCAAAUGCAACUUUGCAAAAUCAGGUAAUUAAUUAA